UGUCACCAAGUUAAAACGAUCGAAAAUAAUAGCACAGUCUCAUUCGAAUUGUCUGUGCUCUAAACCCUUGUCUCAAGUCGCGGAAAGUAUCAGUCGUGAAUUAGUUUUACGCGUGCCGUGUUCAAAGUGUGUCGUUGAUAUUUGAUUUCGGUAUUUGGUGGUGUUUGUUUCAAAAUGGCGUUCAAUGGUGAUGGUCCUCAUUCUAAAAGACAACGUACGGAAACCGAUAUAGCAAAUAAUAGAAGUGGUGGCGGGUACAGUUCGGGUACGGAAGAACCCAGACGUAAAAGACCCGAUGACACUAAACCAAAUCACGUUUUGCUGUUCACAAUAAUCAAUCCCAUGUACCCGAUCACAGUGGAUGUCAUCCACACAAUCUGUCAGUCGAGUGGACAAGUCUUACGGAUAGUGAUCUUCAAAAAGAAUGGUGUACAAGCUAUGGUUGAAUUCGACGGUGUCGAUUCAGCUAUGAGGGCCAAAGAAUCUUUGAAUGGAGCGGAUAUUUAUUCCGGUUGCUGCACAUUGAAGAUUGAUUUUGCUAAGCCCGAUAAACUAAACGUUCACAAGAAUGACUCGGAAAGUUGGGAUUAUACUCUACAAUUAGUGAAAGAAACUCCGAAUAAUGGGCGACCACAACCUUUACUACAAGAACCUCAUUUCGGAUCUCGGCCGCAACCAUAUAAUGCUUAUCCAAGUGAACAAGCACGUCCAUUUGACGAAAUCUGUCCCGGAUACGGGGAUACUUUUCCAACGGAUGCAUUUCGAAAGGGUACUAAUCCUGCUGCAAUUACAGCAGAUCAACGAAAUACUCAGUUUCAACAACCGGGCGCUGUACUAAUGGUUUACGGUUUAGAUCCGUUGCGCACGAAUGCCGAUAAAUUAUUUAACUUGAUGUGUCUGUAUGGAAACGUUGCAAGGAUUAAAUUUUUGAAAUCGAAGGAAGGUACUGCUAUGGUACAAAUGGGCGACAGCGUUGCAGUUGAAAGAUGUGUUCAGAAUUUGAAUAACGUAACCAUUGGAAUCACAGGAGCUAUUCCACUUACUCACCGUGCAAACGUAGAUGCAAUGCAAGAAGACGCUGAACAUCCCAGAGAACAUAAAUUGCAAUUGGCCUUCAGCAAACAACCAUAUCUGAGUGAAGUUACAAAUCCAUAUCCGUUACCAGACAAAUCUCCUUCGUACAAAUUAUAUAUUAACAAUAAGAACAACAGAUUCAUGAAUCCUGCUAUGGCGAGCAAAAAUAGGAUACAGCCACCCAGCAAGAUCCUCCAUUUUUUCAAUACACCUCCACAAGUUACAGAAGAAGCACUGUUCCAAGUUUUCAAAGAUUACGAUGUGGAACCGCCAAAAGCUGUAAAAUUAUUCCCAAUGAAGUCAGAACGUUCCAGUUCCGGACUAUUAGAAUUCGAAAACACAACUGAGGCUGUAGCAGCUGUUAUGGCAUGUAAUCAUGCAGCUAUUGAAAGUCCAGGAAUGAAGUUCCCCUUCAUAAUGAAACUGUGCUUCUCGUCAUCACGUAGCAUGUCUAUUAAAAACGGCGAUAAUUCUGAUCCGUCUGCAGAAAAACAGGAUUAAUUAAUUAUGCAUAUAAAUUUUAGCCAGUACAUAUCCUUUCCAUACUUUGUUAAAAAGAAUUGAUUAAUAUUAAGUUUAGUAUUUAUGUUUUUUGUUAUUUGUUUAUAAUAGAAAAUCUCAUUGACCAAUGUCAUUUUUAAAGUUAUUAUUUUUUACUCUAAAAUAACUGUGGAUUUUGUAUUAUGUGUGUACCAGGAAAAUAGUCUUCUUUAUAGUAAAAUCGAUAUCCAAUAUCGAACGAUACAAGUAUUAUUUAAAAUGGGCUAUUUCAUGGUACAAACAAAUAACUCCACGGAAUAUUUUAUGUUAUUGAAAUGUUUCCUUUAAUAUUAAGAUUUCUUAUAUUUAGUAUUGACAUAUCCUAAUUACAUAUAAAUAUAGAAAAAAAUAAUACGAUUUGAAUUGUGUUAUUUACGUUGGAUCAAAAUGAGGAAACCGCCAGAUUUCUAGAUACUACAAUGAUUGAAGAUUAUCAGCAGUGAUGAAACGUCGUUUAUGGAUGAAAAUCUCUCACACAAUUCCUUCAGUUAUUUGUCAAAUAUAACUAAUUACAAGUUAUUAGUUGUUUUAUAAAAAUGAAUGAAUUACUUCAGAAAAAAGUUACUCGGUUACUUUUAAAAAGUAUUAUAGUUACUGAGUUAUAGCUCACGAAGCGUGGAACAAAAAAAACGAUAUGAAAUUUGAAGAGCUGUUUAAGUACAUAGAGUCUGACAAAAUUCCACUAUUAGAAAAUGUAACUUUUCUUUUGAAAAAAUAAAAAACAUGUCAGUUUAACGAUGACUUAUAAUGACCAACAAUUCCAUUAAAGGUAAAAAAAAUUUUUUUUCAUAGUAAAUUGUUGACUGACAAAACUUUAAGGUACUAGCUUUGUCCGACACAUUAAACAUUUUAUUUUUCAUGCAUUUCUAUCGAAUCGCUUAUUUAAAACCUACAGUAACAUUAUCUGACAAAAUUAAUAAGAAGUUAUUGUAUCUGACACUGCAAACAUGUCGAUUAAAUUAUGAAAUAAUGUAAUGACAAGCAAUUCCAAUUUAGGCUGAAAUGGAAGAUUUUUUAGUAAAUACAAAAAAAUAGUUGUCCAACAAAACUUUUAGGUACUAGGUUUGUCCGACACGCAAAGCAUGUUGAUUUUACAAUAGUUUUCAAAGCAUUCGUUAUUUAAAAUAUAUAGUCUCAUUGUCUGACAAAAUUAAUAGGGGGUUCUAGUUGUUCGAUACUGCAAACACGUCAGUUCAACCAUAUAUGGUGACUACCAGCUGUCUAAGUAUGUAUAAAUUUCCGAUAAUUCCAAACAAUAUCCGUUCUUCUCUGUUCCUUGUGAUCUAGAUGCCAAGCUUAUACGUUAAAAACAAUUUUUUAACGAAUGAUUAGAUGAAUACAUAUUCUUAAAUGUUCAAGGGUCCUGUAACUGUACAUUUUAUACUAAAUAAAGUUACUAAAAUUUAUUCAUAUCAUCUUUUUUAUCGUAUAGCUUAUUUAAAACCUGCAUAAGCUUAUAAUAACAUUGUCUGACAAGAUCGAUAGGUAUUUGAAGUAGUUUCGACACUGCUAACAUGUCGAUUUUACUAUAAUUUUAUCGUAUUGGUUAUCCAAAUCCUAUAGGAAUAUUUCUGACAACAUUAAUAGUGAAUUCUAGUUGUCCGACAGUGCAAACACGUCGAUUUUACUAUAAUUUUAUCGUAUUGGUUAUUCAAAUCCUAUAGGAAUAUUUUCCGACAUUAAUAGUGAAUUCUAGUUGUCCGACAUUGCAAACACGUCGAUUUAACGGUAUUCGGUGAUUACAAACUGUCUCCAUAUAAAUUUUCGAUCAUUCCAACCAAUAUCUGUUCUCUUCUGUUCCUUGAGAUCUAGAUGACAACCUUUUACGCCAAAAAACAUUUUUUCAACAAAUUAUUAGAUGAAAUCAUAUUCUUUAAUGUGUCCAGUUUACUCUUUAAAAAUAUCAAAAAUUUAGUUCACAGUUUAGUAACAUUGUCUGAUAAAAUUAAUAGAGAGUUCUAGUAGUUUGACACCGCAAACAUGUCGAUUCCACAAGAAUGUUUAUCGUUUAGUUUAUUUAAAAUCUUUAACAACAUUGUUCGACAAAAUUAAUAGGAAGUAUUGUUGGUCGAUUUAACGAAGACAUAUAAAGCAAUGGCCAACAAUUCAAAUUUGGGUUCAGUUGAAACAUUGUUUCAUGGUAAAUUUUUGUCUGACGAAACAUUUAGGUACUAGGUUUGUCCGACACGCUUAACAUGUUGAUUUUACACUAGUUUUCAUUGUAUUGGUUUUUAAAGUCUAUAGUAAUAUUGUCCGACAAAAUUAAAAGAGGAUUCUAUUGUUCGAUUAUGCUAAUAUAUUGAUUGAACUGUAUUUGGCGACUACUAGCUGUCUAUAUAUAAAUUUUCGAUUAUUCCGAAUAAUAUUCAUUCUUUUCUGUUCCUUGUGGUUUAGAUGCCAAGCUUAUAUAUUAAAAAAUAUUUUUUUAACAAAUUAUUGGAUAAAUACAUGUUCUUAAACGUUCGAGUGUCCAGUAACUGUUUCAUAUAGCUUAUUUAAAACCUGCAUAAGCUUAUAAUAACAUUGCCGGAGAAGAUCGUUAGGGAUUUGAAGUAGUCUGACAAUGCAAACAUAUCGAUUCUACAAUUAUUUCAUUGUAUCGGUUAUUUUAUGCCUAUAGUACAUUGCCCUACAAAUUGUUUACUCGUUUCUAAAAGCUUUGAUGGAAUUCCCCGUUUAUUCUUUGUAAUUCAUCUAAUUUGUUAUAAACUGAAAAGUCAUCUAGAAAUCGACCGUUUCAUAACAUUUUUCCAACAUAAAAUGUGAAAAAUUAUAGCGCAAUUUGAGAUUUUACUUGCAACGAUUAGUGUUACGAUUUUCAAAUCUUAAGCUUUUGAUUAGAUUUGUAAUUCAGCAAAGCAAUGAUAUUUUGACAAAUACUGUUAUUUAUUCAGGGCGAUCAUUUUUUUUAUUAAUUAGGAAUGUCGUGAGACCCUUUAAAAUAAAAUGCUGAUAUUUGUUCUUCGAAGAAUUUUCUUUUAACUCAAUCAAGGGUUGGUAUAACAUUGCUGAGUAAAUAUGCAGUUUUAUAAUAGCACUAAAACACAAAGCAUGGUAUCUACAUAAAAAUAUCUAUUUUUGAAAAUGCACUAUAAAUAAACAAAAUUGAAAAGGCGUUUAAAGAUUGGAAGCCAAUAGAGAACUAAGAUUAAGAAAAAAAUGCCAAAAUUUAUUUUUAACAUUUUAACAUGUUCAAAGUGGAGAGAAAGUAUCCUAAGUAUCCACAUGGGGUUAUUCAACCUCUUAUUAUUUUUAUAUUUCAAACAAGUCCAGCCCUACAGUAUCAAGCAUUCAAUUUAUUCAUCUAAAAGUUCACUAAAUUGUACCAAUGAAUAAAUUUGGAUAGUUUAAAUAACUUUUAUAUUGAAAUUUUAUUUAUCCACAUUUUUUUAACCUAAACAUAUUUCUUUACAACUUGAAAAAUAAUGUUUGGGAAAAACAAUUAAUAAUACAACAAUAAAAAAAGUAAUAAUUGGAAUUUUUAUAAAAAUAUAAGCAAUAAUAAAAAAAUAAUAACUAAAGUGUACCCAUACCCCUGCUAAACUUUUUCUCGUUGCUUCUUCGAGGACAUAGUUUUCGUAGCACCUUGAAAUUUUUUCCUCUUUUUCAAACGUCGUGAGAUGUAUAUUCAGGUAUCCUGCGGCGUUUCAACACUACUUGAUCUACUCCAUGUUCUACAGAUAUGGUUAAUAUUUCCUCGUACAAAGAUAAUUAACUCUAUUAUAACUUCCCUAAAUUACGCCCUAUUGUCAAAAUUGAGUAAUGUGAGGAGAUUUGGUCAUUAAAGACUACUCUUAUUUUGAUAAAUAUUCAGGUAUCUCUAUUGGACUAACCACUUCUGUCAAUCAUUUUGAGGUUAGGACAAUUAUUAAUUCUUUCUUGAAUUCUUUGCUCAUUAUAUCUUCUAGUUGUUACUUCUAUGAUUAGUUUUAAUACCUUGUUUCGUUGUUUGUCAAAAUUUCAGCAAUUUCCAAGUUAGAAUUAAAACUAUUUCUUUACAGAGUUGCUCCCUGUCUCAAUAACCUUCCAUGAAGUUCAUUUCUCCUUAUUUCUCUGCAACUUACUUUCAAUGUUAUCCCCUUUACUGCAAUAAUUCUGUGAAUUGUAAAUGUAACCAGCAUCUCUACAGAACUUGAGUAGUUUUACUUCAUAUUUGUAGCCCUUGUUUGUUAUCAAUUGACUAUAAAAAACCUACUUGUGAGGUAUUGCUUGAUAAACCAAUUUUUCACCUUACCUUCCUUUACCAAUUGACACUACAGCUCGGUAUGAGCCUUGGCCUUCUCGAUGAUUCGUCUCCAAACUGAUCAGUUCUUCACCAUUCGCUCACAUUCAUUGUUUGUAAGUCCCCGUGAACUUGAUCAGUCCAUCUUAUUCAAGAUCUGCCGCUUUUUCUACUGCUGUAUAUUUUGGCAUUCAUGAUUCUUUGGCAUCCCUUUGUCCUCCGUGCUUUAAAUAUGGCCAAACUAUCAACGUCUUCAUUGCCUAGCAUUUAAUCGAUUUCUCUAUUAUUUCGGAUUCUCCAGUCUGCUUCAUUGAUUUUAGUUUGUCUAUAUAUACUUCCGAUAAUUUUUCUCUGGAAUUUUCUUAAUUUUUCUUGGCCUUUUUUGUCAUCACAUAACAUUCAGUGCCACGAUUGGUCUUAUUAGAUUCCUGUAGAUUUUUAACUUCAUUCUUCUUAUUAUUAGUUUGCUUUUCAGGAGCUUCAGGUUCUCUAUUACCACUUGUAUUCUUUCUUGUAUGGCAGUGCUUGGUUUGGCUUUGUUGAUUAUCAUAUUGAGUAGCUUGAAUAGUUCAAACAAUUUCCUCACAUUCUUUGGAGUACCAGAAAACUCAUGGUGUUUAUUAGAAAGUAAAGACAACCAUUUGGGGUAAAAUUCACCUCAUUCAGAUAGUCAGUGUUUAUUAGAUUUGGUUGAAAUUCAUCUGAUUUAUUUCCAUUAUUGUUAUCAGGACUACAUUCACUUCCACUCAUGGAUGGUUGUGGAAGAGAUAAAAGCAUAUUUUCAUCACAAAGUGCUAGUAACAUUGUUAAAAAAUUUACAGGAAGGCCAAGAAGGGAAGCAACAAAAAGCCACAACAGAGAAGAGAGGAAAAUGAGUGACUGGUCAUAUUUCGAAAAUAUCGCAACCCUAGAGAACCUCAGUGCAGUCAGAAGUCACUAAAACGUUGUUUAUAUUUUAUAGAAGUUAUCAUACGGCUUGCAAUCUUUGAAAGGCCGAAAACUGUAAGUCUACAUGUGACAUGCUCAGCUUUAAUGGGAAAUUAGAUAAGGACCGUGUUAAUGAAGACCAUUAGUUAUUAAAGUGAAUCGUAGUAAGCAAUAAAAUAUACUGAUAAAAAUAGUUUCUUCCAAUAUAUGAAAUUACAUAUCAAUCAGUACCUUGUAAACUUAAAAAUGUUUUAAAAGUACCAAUUGUAGUAAUUAUGGUGCUUUUGUUUCAAAUUAAAUAAUUAAAUUUAAUAAUUUUUUGUUCUUGGUUAUUGAUAAAGACAUGCACUUUUUUCUUGAAGUAUAUAGUUAUUGGAAGAAUAUAAUUAUUAUUUUGUUAUAAUUUACGUAAUUUACAGUAUUCAAAGUGCCAAUUUCUCUUACAAUCUUAUUCACCUACUUAAUAAUGUAAACUAUUUCUGGUGACAAAAAAGUUGAUUAUUUUAUUUGAAGUUGCCAUUAUUAACUCUAAUUUUGAAUGAUCCAUCAGAGGUUGUCCGUAGGCAGACUAAUUUUUAAUCAUAUCCCUAAUUGGUUCUUUGUUUUGUCAGUGGUGGGAGAAGCAUCUGAAAAUUUCUCCAUCAUAUUUCUGAUAAAAACCUACCCGUUUGCAAGUAUGUAUGUUUAUAAACUUUCGGUUGUCAUUUAUUCUAUGGCCCAGAAGAUCUCUUUUGUAACAAUUUCUUGCUUAGUGUUUCUAACUGACUCCUUUUUACAUGUGGUAUGGCUCUAGCUUUAAAAAAUCUUCAUUUUAUACGCUCACAAGUGUGUAGUGCAACAGACUUCUGUAAUCUUCGACACUUCAAUAACAUGUGGUUAGAGGUUUCAUUAUCUACGUAGCAGAAUCUACACCCUUCAUCUUCUACUAAACCUAGAUAUAUUAACCUUGAUAAUAUUCGUGAAUUAUUAUUACUUUGAUUGAUACCUAUUAAUAGAUCAUCUUUGGAUAUAGACCUCUAAGAGUCUCCCCCGUAGGUUAUCCCAGAAACUUAUUUUGAGCUUAGUAUUCUCUGUAUUGUCCUGUAAUCAAUCCCACAAAAGGAUUCAGGUCAUCAUUUGUCCCAAGUUUGUCUGCUAUUUCACCUCCCUCUACUCCAAUCUGUCCCGGGAUCCAGUGGGGGAUAAUUUUUUUUUUUCAUAGCUCAUUUAAUUUGCUCAGACAUUCCCAAACCAGUUUAAAUCAGCCAGUCACGUCCACAGCUUGUAACUGUUAUCCAACUGGAAACCAUCCUCUUAGUAUAGUCAGCAUAUCAGUGGGCGUCCUUUACUUCUAAAGGCAUCUUCUCUCAGUAUUUUUUAUAAAAAUUGACUGCUUGUAUUGUUUUCAAUUAUUCGUGCGUCAUUUCUUUUGAAAAAUGAUCAGUUUGUAACAAUUCCACUUCUUAUUAUUAAAAUGAAUACUUUGCAAUAAAUAUUUUAAUUUGGCAUAUUUAGUUUUUCACUGUUCACAAUCCUUAGCCGCGUGGUUAUUUAUAAAAAAACUUAUAUAACUGCCCAAUAGAGUGCAAACUAUUCAUCUAUCGCGCUCGAGUGGAUCCCAAAAUUUGUACUGAGAUUUCAUUACUAAGAAAAAAUAUUUUUCUUGAAAUAUACACUCAUCAAUAUCCAAAUUUGUUAAUGGUGAUAUCGGCAAAUAUUAAAUGAAAUGAAUGACGGAUUUAUUUACAAGAAAAAGUGCAUGUAAAGCAUAUUUCAGCAAUGUCCCACUUUAUAUAUCAGUUGCAGCACUAUAUUUUUAAGGGUAGAUAUGUGUGAGUGUGUAAGUUUGAGAAGUUUUUUAAUAAGCGAUUUUCAAAGUCAAUAUUUUAUAAUGAAAUAAAAUAUCAAUACGAAAUAAGCCAACAAAACAUAUAGUUAUUACAUAUCAGUGCGCUAAAUAGUUGUCAAAUCUGUUUUUGGAAUCAUCAAUGUUGCUACUAAUAUCCAAAUACAACGUUUACAUUAUAUAACAUCAUGACUUAUUCUCCCGUGGAUCAUCGAAUCAAAUUUAUUUAUCGAAUAAUGUGAGUACCUUAUCGAAAUUUGCUGAUAGAUUUAGAGAAGCACUAAACAACCUAUUUUUGAAUGUAUAUAUCCGUUGAGGCUUAGGUUAGUUCAGGCAUCCGUGAUCUAUAUUGGUCGUGGUUCAAGACGGCAGACCUGAGGCCCAUUUUGCAACCCUUUAUUUUCCACGUUGUGGAAACUUAGUCAACUAGCUAACUACUCUUCUAUAUUGUUCCCUUUUUUUGCUUAUUUUUAAGCAUUUUGAACCCAGAAUAAUUUUUUUUACUUUUUCAAUUUCUAGCUUCCUCUCGUUACAUUUUUUGCAUUUUUUUUUUCGUUGUUACUCCCCAUGUCUAAGAAAGGACGGUCAUGAUAGUGUAAUAAGUGUGGCAGUGCGAGUUCCAUACGCAGUUUCUUUUACAAGCUUCUUGGGAAUCAAUUGCGGACACGUCUUCUGGUAACCUAUCAUGCAUAAUCGUUCACGAUGUUCCCACAAUGCCCCCCUCCCAAGAACACUUUUCUACUGACCUCUCGGACAAAUAUCCUUUCGGUUAUCUUUCUAGGAAGAAUAUUGGUUAUAAUCCGCAGUAGGAAAUUUGAUCCUCAAUCAUCUUUACACGCACUGAAGCGGCAUUUACACGGAACAAACAACUGAUUGCUCAUUUCCUGAGCAUGCGUACAACCAAGCCGGAUAGUACAUUCGUUUUCAUUGAUAUCUCGCGAAGUAAUCCCAAAACGGCAUAUUCAAAUUCCAACCCGUUUUGUUGUUAAGACGUUUCGAAUAUUUUUAUUGGGACAUCCCUCUUACAACAAUAUCAGUUGAAAGGUCCACUACUGAAAUUUUAUGUUUACUUUAUACAUUUUGUUUUUGGGAAUGUUUUUGAUGGUUUUCUCUCACUCCCUGUAUAUUGUUGCUCAAAUCUUCACAAAUAUUCAGUGAUAAAAUAAUUUAAAUUUUCAUAAACGUUGUCUUUAUUUAAAGAAUACAUUUCAAUUAUAUAUGUUGGUUAUUAGUAGCAAUCUGUUUAUAUCUUCAGUAGCUUGCAUUACUACUUAGUAAACGCUUUGCCAGCAAAAAUUCGUCCUGUAGAAGAAAUUACGAUGAAAAUGAUUAAUUGUCCAAAAGUCGAUGCUGUAACAUCGGAAUUUUCUAGAAUUAAUAUAAAAUUAUAACAAUAAUAUGCAUAUUUAAUCAGAAGAAGCUUCCAGAAAAUGAAUACAACACAUAUCAGAAAAUAUAUAGAAGAAACAUAUAUAUUCAACAUAUCUAAAAUAUGAGUUUUUAGGGGAUUCAGAUGUUGUAGUAUGGCUUUUUGGUAAAUUAUUCAAUGUUAAAGUUGAAUUGUGUAAUUUUAGUUGAAUGUCUUCCUAAUGUAUGCGCCUCAGUAGGACUUAACAUAAUACAAUAGUAGACAAUGGGGUUCAUGAUAAUAUCGAUGUCAAUAACAUAGUAAAUAUGUGUUUAAUGGCAGUAAAAUACUUGCAUAUUUUUAAUAAUAUUUUCAGAUCUUCACUACAAUAUUUGUAUUUAUCUAAAGGGCGUUUAAAACAAUUAUUAUUUCUCUAACUGCCCGCUUUAUUUGCAAUCUAUAACAAUUAUUACAAUAAGCAAAUUAUGUGAAAAUACAAUACAAAUUAACCAUCUCGAAAGAAAUCCACUGAUUACUUUUUCUUACAGCUGUAAUUAAUAACUAGAUCAAUUAGGUUUGGAUAUUAGGAACACACUAGCACUCAAUAAAACCUACUAAUUAAGUCGUGAGGUUUGUGCUUUUUGAAUCUACUCUGAACUGUUGGUUGCACCAUUAGGUUACAUACCAGUGUGUUUGGGUUGAGGCUUAAACUAUUUUUAUAACUUAUGGAUAAGUUGCUUUAACCUACGAUAAUUCGUUGGACCUUCGAUUGGAACCGCUCUAAAAUUUCAAUAUUGGAGUUGGCUGCUGAUCCCCACAAUGGGAUUCCGUAGGUCACCACUUCGUUUUUUAAAGAUUAUUGGGAUUUCUUACUCCUAAUCGCAUGGCCAGGUGCAUGCCAAGAUAUUUGACAUCAUCCGGGCUUGAUUAUUUAGUGUGACUUCUGGUCAUUUGUCUUCGCGGUUGGUGAAGGUUACCUGGACUUAUUUCGAUUCGUUUGCUUUAAUGUGCCAUUUUCCCGUCUUGUUAAGAUGAAGCUGUGUCAUCUACAAAAAAAUAAAACUAAUCUUAUUAUACACUUACCCGUAUUUAAAAGUAUCAAUUAUAGUUUGGGUUUCUUAACAUCUAAAUAUUUAAGAGAUGUCAUAGGUAUAAGCUGGUAUUAAUUGAAAAUAUAUCGGAACUUUUACGUCACGACUUUAUUUAGUAGGAAUUACAGGAAUUUAUCGAUUCAUCGUAAAUGAGAAAAAGUCAUUUAUUUAUCAGUAAUCAACAAUGGAGACUUUUUAAAAAUAAAUCAGAGGUCCAAUCAAAAGUGCAUUAAGAAUACAUUAUAUUGCAAAUUUUAUAUAUUUUAAAAAAUAUAAUCUAGUUUUUUACCCACAGAUUUUUCAAUAUUGACUUCUAAAUUUCGUAAUUUUUGUAUUAUUUAAGGGGAAUUGUGAUGACAAAGAUAAUUAGAAAUACAUAAUGAAUGUGAAAUAUAUUUUCAUUCUAUCUAAUAUCAGAAUAUUUUUCUUCAAAUAUUUUUCCUAUUUGCCAUAUUUGAUGAAUUAAAUCAAGUUUUAAAGGAAAUUGAUUUGCUAUCGACAAUCUAAGGGCUCCUAGGUCGCCAAACCUAAUAGCCAGACAGACCAGCCAGUUUGACCGGACAUUUGGGUAGAAAGGCCGGGCACUCUACAUUAUUGAGGAUUUUGCCUCAUUAUUAAUAGAUACGACAAAAAAAUUGUAUGUAAAAUAAAGCUUUUGAUUAUUAUGAUAAAUCUUGUCAAGUUCUAAUGAAAUAAUAAAAUAAAAUCGAAUGCCAAUUCAGUCUUAGGUAGGCAUUUUAUUAAUAAUGAUUAAACAGUCAAAAUUAAAUUCUAGAUAUAUUAAAAUUUAAAUUCUUCUUAUGAAUGGCACAACUAAGACUGUUUUAACUGAAAAAAAAAUAAUCAAAAACUUUUUAUAUUUAAUUUAAACAAUAAAACAAAAAAAACUUCUUCUGUUUGAGUUACACAAUAAAAAUUAUUAAUUAAUUUAAAAGCUGAGUUUGUUUCAAAAUGUAUUUGUAAAAAUAUACAUCUUUUGAAUUUAAUUCUACAACCAACAUUUAGGCAACAGUGUUAACAUGUAAUCUGUUGCGUUCUUUUGUUCAUUGCUGACCUAUCAAGAAAAAAACUCUUCCAACGUUGCGUUUUGUCCUGACAUAGUAAAGUAAUACUGACGAAUAGUUAAGAAUUUUGAAAAGCAAUCUUCACUUAUCAUCGAUUUAAAAUAGGUUAUCCUAGGAUAUCUUAUGUGCUAACAGCUUCUUAAAAUCAACUUUUUCUUUUUUAGUGUUCAGAAAAGAUUCUGUAGUUGGUCAAAACAUUUGGUAUCGUCAAUUUUGACGUUGUAAUAUGAUAGGAUACAUCUUUUAAAGUCAUCCAUGUGAAUUUUUUGGUGUGUUUCUAUAAAUUUUCAGUCCAAGAUCGUAAAUAUUUUAUUGCAAUAAUAUACAUGUUUUCAAUAUCCUCUUCACCUGUGGAGAAUUUUCGUUGUUCUCUUUGAAUUUUCCAAAAUGAAAGUCACUUUCAGUAGGCAAAAGUCUUGGUCAAUCCUUGCUUUCGUGUUAUUCAUUAUCUUAGAAGAGUUUUCCAAAAUCACAUUCACAGAAACAUCAGCCUUAUCUGUAUCUUUGAUGUAGUUUUGAUAAAUAGCCAUAAAAGAAUGGCCUUUGUUAAGGUUUCUUUUUCAAAAAAAAUCUCUCAAAGUCCUGGAUGUACCUACUAUUCUUUUCGUUUUUUAGGAAAUACGACUUGGGAGUCAGCGUAUCUUUGAACGAAAAGAAUUUAUUUAAAAUGAAUGUUCAAUUCUAAACAAGUUCUUCUGUACAUAUGGUAAAUGUAGCAAAAUAACUGCGGGUGACCGAUUCUCGUAGCCUGCGCUCGGCCACGCUCGUUUGCGAAAUGUAAAAAGCCUAAGAAAAGUCGGACAAGACGGACACCGUCUAUUUUGUCCAGACACGCAAUCAAAAAGCGUACCUAUAUCCGACUUUAUUCGGAUGCUUGGCAACGCUAGACAUCCUACUUCAUUUGAAAGGAAAAAAAUGUUUUUUUUUAAUGAAUAAUCAACCUAGGGUACUGGAAAUACUCUCCUAUUAUAAAUAUUAGAUAGAUUAUUCUGCCAAUUUAGUAAAAUUUACGAUAUUAUAUCAAUCCCAUUACAUUUGUAGCUACCUAUAAUUAAAAAAUGCCACUCUUCAUCAACACCAAUGCUCUAUUUUUUCUCACUAGUUAUGUCUACGAUCCAUUAUCAAGAAACACCUACAAAUCUGUAACAUAAUCAAAUACGCUUAUUAUCUUUGGAUUAUAAAAUUAAUUCUGAAUUAUAUGAAUUCAUUCUUUUGCGUAACUUCAACCGUUGUAGUUUUGUUUAUAAAUCGAAUUAAAUUGUUUAUUGUUUUUUUAAAAAACGUUGUUUCCAAUAAAAAAAAGCACUGCUCUUCUUCUCCAUUUUUUUCCUAUUCGUUACGUUUUUUCUUGUUUUAGCUUCUUAUUUUCGUAGUGACACAAAAAAUUAAAUCCUUUUAUUUUUAGUAUCGGUGGAAGGUCGAUUAAAAAUUAAUAGCUUUAAAAACUUGAAUGUGAAAAAAACACAUGUGACAAGUAUAUUAAAAAUAUUUGAAGAAAAACGUAAUAGACCGAACGGCAUGUUAAAAAUUUUUGGAAUUAUAACAGAACUAAAUAAAGAGAUUGCAAAUUAUUCACUAAUUUCGUAUACUUGAUACAAAUAUAAAUGAAUUUUUUGAAAAUAUUGUUAAAAUGUAUGGUGUAAGCAGCUUCUUUUUAAAACAAUUGUCUUCGACCUACUUGCUCUGCGUUAUUGUGAAAUAGUCUAAUGAGACAUAAAUAGUUAGUUCAUAUCAAAAUAGUAUUAAAUGUGUAAACUAGGAUUUUAAUUUUUUUUGACAUUCAAUUUUGCAAUUAUUUUGAAAUUGGAUGCAUUGUUUUUUAUAAACGAACACUAACUUUCACUUCCCAAAAUAUAUUGAAAAUAAUUGCAAAUUACUUAGAUUUAGUGCCAAUUUAGAAAAAUCAAUUGUUAGAUAUUUGUUGUACCAACCAAAUAAUGUAAGAAGAGAAGUAUUUUGAGUAUUAUAAGACUUAUACUUGAGACCAUUUACAAGAACAAAAAUUGGUAAUACCUAUAUGGACAUCAAGUAGAAAUUUUCCUAUUUCAAAUGGUAUUCCAAAUUGAUCUCAGUCAAUUGUACUUAAUUUUGUAAUAGGUUAAGUGAAAAAUAAAGUAAAUACCAAAAGCCUAUAAGGUCUUACAUUAACCUUUUAAUACUAACAUGAAGUUUUUAACAUCGAUGUAAAGGUAGGAUGUUCUAUAAGCCGAAAAUGCUUGUAGGUACAAUCUAUAAUUUUAUUAUUCCUUUGUCAAAACUACAUUAAAAACCUCAGUAAAUUCAAAUUGAGCUUCUUCUAGGAGUUAUAUUUAGUAUAAAAUAAUGUAUUCAUUACACAUUGCUCUAAUAAGUUUAAUACAUCAGAAUUUGCUAAAUUGAACACAUACAUAUAUUAUUUUUGUAAUUUUUUCAUGCUACAGUAGUCGUAAAGACUUUCUUGACUUUGAACAUACAGUUCUCUUUUCGCAGAUCUCUUUUUAUCUGUUUCAAAAGUGAAAUGUUAUACGUUCUUUCAUUCGUUCUUUUACAGAUAAACGAUCCAUUGCGACUUCCAAUAAAUUUCAACAAUAAUAAUUUAUUGUAUUAUUUUCUUCUUCGGCGGAGAUAACGCAAUUGUAGCUAGGCUAAAACUCUAGCAUUUGGGUAUAGGGAACAUUCGAUAAAAAAUGUAUAAAGUAUUUCUUAGGGAUUUCGAAAAGCGAACAAUAUACAUAGUAGUGAUCUAUUUGAAAUAAUAAAUUUCAUUAUUUUUCCAGAAAAAAGGAAAAA
Messenger RNA from Diorhabda carinulata, 14860 nucleotides. It is a transcript of the gene sm, whose product is annotated as heterogeneous nuclear ribonucleoprotein L. Gene Ontology annotation, cellular component: nucleus. The coding region runs from base 175 to 1575 and encodes 466 amino acids. The record is from RefSeq and is a predicted model, not a curated record. Lineage: Eukaryota; Metazoa; Arthropoda; Insecta; Coleoptera; Chrysomelidae. Gene Ontology annotation, molecular function: mRNA binding. The transcript is spliced from 10 exons. Gene Ontology annotation, biological process: regulation of RNA splicing.